AUGUCGGAGAAGGAUUUAAACGGAAAAGGUUCUCUUGUAAUAAAUUAUGUCUCUGGUUUGUAUGAAUUCGCCUGCGACGCACUUCAGGGGAAACACAAGAGGAGGAGCGAAGGCCUUGGAAAGAGAUACAGCGCCGUUUUAUUGGAUGAUAUUGGUCCUAUAGCUCGUGAUCAUCCGUUAAGUGUCUCAUUGAACUGCCGAUGCCUCCGGGCUGGAAGGUACACGGCUCCUAUUUUGUUUUAUUACAACUCCGUAAAUUACUCAGACAUGGAAAUUCUAAAAAGAAUCUAUUUGAAUAUUUUGUAUCCUUUUUCUCCAACGUACACGUUUCUGAAGGUGUUACCGUGGAUGGUGACACCUGUUAAAAGGGAGGUGUUGGUGAGAUCUGAAACUACUCUCAGCGUGCCAGAUGUCUCUCACUUCUCGAUACAGCAUGAAAAGUUUACGUUGCGUCAUUCACGUUGUAGUACGAGGGACGAUGUAUCGACAAUCCAGGGCAACCGAGAUUCUCUUGUAUAUACCGCGCACACCGAAAUGGAAGGCAAUUCCGAUAAUUUUACUUUCACAAAGGGGGGAGAAGUUGUUCUUUUGGCCUCUAUGGAAACUCAGGCCCUCCAAGGUUUGAUAGUGGAAGAUUUGGAUGUUGUUUGUACACAUUCGGCUUCACUUGUAUCGCUGACAGUGGGUGAACUUCCUUGUCAUCUUGAACAUUUGGAAGUUUUGACAUUGAGUAUGAAGCUUCGUGUUCUGAAUGUAGGAAAAUUCUCUUUGGGUUUUAUUCGAAUGGCUCUAGCCCCAAGCAAUGGAGUGCAGCGUAUUGUUUCUGAGUUUCCUUUACCUGAAGUGAAAGUGGCGGAUACACCUUUUGCGUUGACACUGAGGUGUCCUUCGAUUGCUAUUAUUGGUACUCCAUUCCUUAUUUCGUUUGAUGUGACUAACAAAACAGAGCAAGUUCAAAACUGUGAGUUGGUGGUGGAGAAAAAUGACGAUUGCUUUUUAAUAGCUGGAAGAAUGCAGUGGAGCUUUUGUCUAGCCCCUAAUGCUAUCAAAUCGACAGAAUUAACAUUGCAACCGCUUCGUAUUGGCACAAUUCCGUUACCAUAUUUUUAUUUGCGACACUUUACAGGCGCGGUAUCUGGAUUGGGCGCCGCGUGUGUAAGUGGUUCACAGAGGAUCUGUGUCUUGCCCCCCUGA
Molecule: messenger RNA, 1194 nt
Organism: Trypanosoma conorhini
Lineage: Eukaryota; Euglenozoa; Kinetoplastea; Trypanosomatida; Trypanosomatidae
Exons: 1
Coding region: 1-1194 (397 amino acids)
Source: RefSeq, a predicted model, not a curated record